CCUGAUCAGCGUCAUUGUUUUAUUUUUCUCUCGUCUUCCUCCUUUUCUUCUUCUUCUUCUUCUUCUCCUCCUUCUCUUUCACACCUCCACUUUUUUUCCUUCCCUCCCUCCCUUUAUCUUACUCAGUGCGGCUACUUCCUCUUUUUGCUCCAGAAAGAGUUGAAGUUCUUUCAUUCCUCUCUCCCCUCCCCACAGAUCACAAUGUGUCUGUGCACGCCGCCCUUGCCUCUCGCCGCAGCACAAGGUUUCGCAGCGUCCGCCAGCUUCGUUGCACGUCGUUCAGUCGUGCGCCCACGUGGUGAACUCGUUGGGCGGAGAUGCUAGUUUCAUCGCCCUCACCCUCCGCCGCCUUCCAGCGCCCAUCUCCCGCCUCUCCUCAUUCGCACCAUCCUCCUCAUUCUUCGCAUUCUCAACCCUCCAUCCCUUUCUCCUCCUCUGCGGCCUCCUCAUCCUCUCCUCGCCCGCGUUCUCGUCACCCUUCGAUCACGGCAUCGUUUUCUCCACAUCACCAGUAUGAGCCCUCCGGGCCUGUUCUUGCCGCAUCGUCCAGUCAUCGUUACGAUCCCCAUUCUCCCCGCGCGGCCAUCGAAGAGCUGCGAUCGGCCCUAAAUCGGCACACCGUUGGCCAUUCCCCUCAGGGGCCCUCAGGGGAUCUGCCUCGCGGUCGGAUGUUCGCCGGGCUGACCUCCUCUGGGGGCGGAAGUAGCAUCACGUCCGACGCCGCCAUUCCCGCCUCCCACCACCACCACCACAGCAACAAUCACUCUCACCCUCACCCUACUGCUCCUUCGCAGCCAUCUGUUCCUGCAGCCGCCGCAUCCGCUUCUUCCGCCCCUGCCCCCCCUGUCUCCCAUUCAUCCGCUACGCCCCCUAUGCCGGCCCCCAAUAGCGCUGGCUCAGGGUCCAACAAGCGCAACAGCCCCAAUGACCCAGCCGUCGAUGGGACGCGGCCCGCAGCUUUGGGUCAUGCGGACCUCGAAGGCUCUCAGGCGAAACGCUUACGCCCGGAAAAGCCCGCCGUCAAACUCCUUCCGGCUCGUUACGAGUUGGCCGAUGCCCGAGAUCUAGUGGUAUUGAUCUCCAGUAUGCUGAUGGAGCUGAUCCGAUUCAACGACAAGAUCCCCCUCCACCAAGGCCGACUGACCCGCUUCCACUCCCGAACACCGCCCCGCAUCUCCGUUCAAGACUACUUGCAACGACUCACGACCCACGCCACACUCUCUCCUCCAAUUCUGCUUAGCAUGGUAUACUAUAUUGAUCGACUCUGCGCUAUGUAUCCGGCUUUCACUGUUUCCAGCUUGACGAUCCAUCGAUUCUUGAUUACCAGCGCCACGGUAGCCAGCAAGGGAUUGAGUGACAGUUUCUGGACUAACAAGACCUACGCACGGGUGGGGGGCAUCAGCAUGACUGAGUUAGCAUUGCUCGAGUUGGAGUUCCUCUUCCGUGUCGAGUGGCGAAUUGUCCCCGAGCCGGAAGUACUCGUGGACUAUUAUCAGAGCCUGGUAGAACGAUGCGAAGGGUAUGCGAUUCAACGCGAUAGUUGAUUCCUGCAGGUCCCGGGGAUCUUGGUCUUUCAACCGCUUUACUCCUAUAUGCAUUGCCUUGGCAUCUGAGGUUUGGAGCGCACCCCGCAUUGGGGUACAAUCGGGGGCGUUUCGAUAGUGUCUGUACGAGUACAUACAUACACAUACACGGGGCAUGGAGUUGAUAUUGUUUUUGUGCAUGGAUACGACGACGACCAAGUGAUUUUAUAUCCAUAAGGCUUUGUUUGUGUUUCUCGCGCUUCUCUUGUUCGUCCGAUCAUAAGUCUUGUACAGCUCACAUUUUUUUCAAAUUCAUUUCGAG
This is a messenger RNA of Aspergillus homomorphus CBS 101889, 1845 nucleotides long. RefSeq names its product regulatory cyclin phoB (gene phoB). Lineage: Eukaryota; Fungi; Ascomycota; Eurotiomycetes; Eurotiales; Aspergillaceae. The record is from RefSeq and is a predicted model, not a curated record. Gene Ontology annotation, molecular function: protein kinase binding; cyclin-dependent protein serine/threonine kinase regulator activity. Gene Ontology annotation, cellular component: nucleus; cyclin-dependent protein kinase holoenzyme complex. Gene Ontology annotation, biological process: regulation of cyclin-dependent protein serine/threonine kinase activity. The transcript has a single exon. The annotation marks the transcript as partial.